Messenger RNA from Trifolium pratense (red clover), 2030 nucleotides. Its product is annotated as transcription factor TCP9-like. The coding region runs from base 789 to 1724 and encodes 311 amino acids. The transcript is spliced from 2 exons. Gene Ontology annotation, cellular component: nucleus. Lineage: Eukaryota; Viridiplantae; Streptophyta; Magnoliopsida; Fabales; Fabaceae. Gene Ontology annotation, molecular function: sequence-specific DNA binding; DNA-binding transcription factor activity. The record is from RefSeq and is a predicted model, not a curated record.
CGCAUAAAAACUAUUUCAAUAUUUUUAUUUCAACAUACAAAACAUCAAAUAUGUAUGAUGUCAUAAAUAACAAAAAAUAUAAUAUAGUAAAAAACAAGAAAAAAUAAAAAACAUAUUUAUCCAAAUAGAAAAAACAAAAGUAUACAAAACUAUUUAUUCAUUGAUAUAAAAAAGAAUCAUUUUUCCAUAUCUUCAAAUAGUUCAUGCCAUCAUCACUUCAUCAUAUAAGAAAGAACCUUAUCUAGUUAACAUCUUUCCAUACUCUUUUCUCCUUCCUUUUUCUUCUUUGUUCAUUCUCUUCCUCAUCCUUCACUAUCUCUCUUUAACGUUUCUUUUCUCAUGUAUAGUUUGCCAAAUUAACAAGUAAAUAACAUUGACCAUAACUCUCCUAUUGUCAAACACAAGUGAAUUACAUUACAAUGACCAUAACCUCUUCCUAAUCCUAACCCCACCCCCACCCCACAAGAUGGGACCCAUCACAUGGAUUAGUCCUUAUCAUAGUGGGUCCAAUAACGAUCACCGUAGAUUUGUUUCCAUGUAAUAUCAUAUGAGACGGUAUCAUAAGGGUCCCAUCCUCUAUAUCACUAGUUAAUUACUACCUCCCUCUCUUUCCUAACAUUAAUAAACAACCCUCUCAUUCUUCAACUCAAUCACUCUUGUGCUAUAUAUACACUUUCACUCUCUCAUUCUAACUUCAACACUCAAAACAUCUUCCUAAUUCUAAUUCUCUUCCAUCUACGUUGUUGUUUUUGUCCUUGUCAUCACUUUUGUAUUUUUGUUUUCUAAUUAUGUCCAAUGAAGCUUCUAGAAACAUUGAUCUCACUCUCGGUGAUCCCAAAGAAGAACCGGAAACAGAAGAUGGGUCAGCGAUGCCGGUGGCGAUGCAAAUGAACCAGGCCCAAGCCCAAGUCCAGGCCCAGGCCCAGGCCCAACAACAACCGCUUCAAAAGAGAGCCUCUACAAAAGACCGUCACACCAAAGUAGAAGGAAGAGGCAGAAGAAUCCGAAUGCCUGCCACGUGUGCGGCUCGGAUCUUCCAACUAACCCGAGAACUCGGUCAUAAAUCUGACGGUGAAACAAUCCGGUGGCUACUCGAACACGCUGAACCCGCCAUCAUUGCCGCCACUGGAACCGGUACCGUCCCCGCCAUCGCCAUGUCCGUUAACGGCACACUCAAAAUCCCAACAACCUCCCCAAGUAAGGAACAAGAACCACAACAAUCCGAAGACUCACCGGAGAAAAAGAAACGUAAAAGACCAUCGAACAGUGCUUACGUGGACAUAAACGACAGCGUUUCAGUUUCAGCAGGUUUAAUAACAACCUCGAACAUAAACCAGAAUUUAACUGCCACCGCGAUAAUUCCGCAACAAACUGCAAUUCCGUUACCGCAAAAUAUGGUUCCUGUGUGGGCCAUACCAUCGAACGCAGUCGUUUCAGGUGGAAACGCGUUUUUCAUGGUUCCAACGAAUCAGCCUCAGUUUUUUACAUUAGCUAGACCAAUAACCGGUUUUGUUUCUUCAAUGGUAAGACCGGUUAUUCAACUUCAACAACAAGCUUCCACGUCAUCGAACACGUGUACAACAUCACCGUUAAUGAAGUCUCCGGCGACAGCCACCGUGAUGGCGCCGAGUACCGCCGCAACAACCACCACGCAGAUGUUGAGGGAUUUUUCGUUGGAGAUUUAUGAUAGACAAGAGCUUCAGUUGUUGAGAGAACGAAAUUGAAGAAAGUAGAAAGUUGAAUUUGGUUAACGACGUCGUUUGAGAAGAAAAGCAUGUGGGCACGUGAUUUGGGAUUAGAAAAUGGUGGGGACCACGUGUGUGGGCGUGUGGGUCAACAAGAAAAGUGGGGGGCGGGGGAAGGUGGGGACACAGUAGUGGUGGUGUGAACCGUGCAAUGGGGUACUACUAGUACUAGUAUUAUUCUAUUCUACAACUAUCAAAAAAUUUAAUUUUUUGGAUGUAGUAUACUGUUAAUUACAGUAAUUAAAUAUUUAAAAUAAGAAUAAAAGUUCAUAUGAAUUUGUCAAA